GUCUGGGAUUUAGGAGCGGAAAUCUGACAGAACGGGGUUUCUGACUGAACAAUAUCCACCGGGUGUCAGCUUAUUAUGGGGCCUCAUCUUUGGUAAGUGAGGAAUUUCGUCGUCGCCAUUAUGGAUUUAAGCAAUGCCUUCCCUUCACCCUCCCCUUCCCUUUCUAUAACCCAAAAGGCAAAGGGCGACAAAACCUACGGCUGAAUAGCAUCAUGGUUGCCUCACACGAGACCCACGAGACCACCCUAGCGUCGUCCCCCUGUUUGGACGAUGAUACCAAGGAAAAGCGGGGCUUGGGCGCCUAUAUCUACAAUUCCUGGGUGCUGAAUAUCUAUGAUAUCUGGGUCCUCGGCAUUAGCAACAGCUAUGCCUGGCGCUGUCCAACCUCGAGCAUCCUGCUCCCCUUUUUCAAGGCCAACUUCUCGUCAAAUCACCUAGAUGUCGGCGUGGGAACGGGAUAUUUCCUUGCGGAGGCCGUUUUGGACCAGGCUGCCACCCCAAGUGCAGACAGAUACGACACUCAACAGAUCACACUUGUUGAUCUGAACUCAAACUGCUUAUCUACUGCGGCAGCACGCAUUAAAGCUGCGCAGCCCACACUCGCACCGGCCCGAACUGUUGCGGCUGAUGCAUUCGAGACCCUGCCCCUGAAGUCGAGCAAUGGAAGCAUAGGAGAUGAUGCAACGGGAAAAGAGAAGUUCGACUCGAUCUCUCUGUUUUACUUGCUGCACUGUGUUCCGGGACCUUGUUCUUCCAAAGCCCGUAUCUUUGAGAAUCUGAAAACGUACCUUACUGCGGAUGGCACCCUGUAUGGUGCAACUAUCCUAGGCCAGGGUGGGGAUGUUCACUUCAACUGGUUCGCGAGUGCUCUGAUGGGUUUGUAUAAUAAGAAAGGGAUUUUUGGAAAUUCGGGGGAUACGGAGAAACUGUUCGUCGAGGCGUUGGAGAGGAGCUUUGAAAAGGUGGAAUCAAGGGUUGAGGGUUGUGUUUUGCUUUUCAAGGCUUCGAAGCCAAUAAUAUGAGACCACAGGAAUGCAGGAAAGUUCGAGUAUAUAUCUAUAAUAUAGUGUAACGUCCCUCCCUACAUUGCGAUGAACCCACCUAACCAAGAAAAUUGAGAG
Pseudogymnoascus verrucosus is the source of this 1121-nucleotide messenger RNA. RefSeq lists its product as uncharacterized. Gene Ontology annotation, molecular function: methyltransferase activity. The transcript has a single exon. The coding region runs from base 213 to 1022 and encodes 269 amino acids. The record is from RefSeq and is a predicted model, not a curated record. Lineage: Eukaryota; Fungi; Ascomycota; Leotiomycetes; Thelebolales; Thelebolaceae.